Capronia epimyces CBS 606.96 is the source of this 1116-nucleotide messenger RNA. RefSeq names its product murein transglycosylase. Gene Ontology annotation, cellular component: fungal-type cell wall. The transcript has 2 exons. Bases 1 to 1116 code for a protein of 371 amino acids. Gene Ontology annotation, biological process: carbohydrate metabolic process; fungal-type cell wall organization. The record is from RefSeq and is a predicted model, not a curated record. Gene Ontology annotation, molecular function: hydrolase activity, hydrolyzing O-glycosyl compounds; glycosyltransferase activity. Lineage: Eukaryota; Fungi; Ascomycota; Eurotiomycetes; Chaetothyriales; Herpotrichiellaceae.
AUGUCAGACAAGGUAUGGAAUGUUACAACAGGGAAGAUCGACUACGAGGACCAGGGUGCGGAAUUCACAAUCAAUCAACGAGGCGAUUCACCCACCGUUCAAACCAACUUCUAUAUCUUCUUUGGACAGGUAGAAGUUAUCAUGAAACCUGCCAAGGGGCAAGGCAUAGUGUCUUCCAUUGUGCUGGAGUCGGACGAUUUGGACGAGGUGGAUUGGGAGUGGAUCGGCGGAAACAAUUCAUAUGUGCAGACCAACUAUUUCGGCAAGGGCAACACCACCAGCUAUGACCGCGCCGUGUGGCACCCAGUCAGCACUCCGCAAGACCAAUGGCACAACUACACCGUCGACUGGACACAUGAGAAACUGGAGUGGUUCAUUGACGGACAAUCAAUCCGCGUUCUGAAGGCUGAGGAUGCCAACGGAGGUAGCAACUUCCCACAGACCCCUUGCCAUGUGUUGCUCGGCAUCUGGGCCGGCGGUGACCCGACGAAAAAUGCCGAAGGCACUGUCGAAUGGGCCGGUGGUAAGACAAACUAUGACGACGGCCCCUUCACCAUGGCCGUCCAAUCGGUGCGUGUCACGGACUCGAGCAGAGGUACACAGUAUGUGUACGGCGAUAAGACUGGCAGUUGGCAGAGCAUCAAGGUUCUUAACGAAACCGCCGCACUCAAACUGGACGGUGACAAUGGCGAGUCGACAACCCAGACCAUGAAACAAAAGUGGAAUGGUCUCACACCUACCACCAAGUACAUCAUUAUUGGUGUCGUAGGCGGUGUCAUUCUCCUCGCUCUUGCAAUCUUCGCGUUCUGCUGCAUUCGCCAACGCCGCGCCGGCAAACACGAGAAAUUGGUUGAGGACGCCAAGUACGAGCAGAAUGCGGCCGAGGUGCUUGCCUAUCGUGCCGACAUGUCUCGUCUGCGUGGUGAGAAAAUGGCGACUGCCCAAGUCCAUGUCUCCCCGGUCAUGGGCAACGCCGGCGGCAUGUAUCAAAACUACGGCCAGACGCAACCCAUGAUGCGCUCCAUGAGUCCAAAUCCAGGAAAUAGCUACGCCAACAGCAACUAUGCGCAGAGCGUAAGGACGUUCGGCUCCGGGCGGGGCUAUCAGAGGUAUUGA